AUGGUAGUAAAUCUGAAUAAGUGUGCCACUCAAACUUUCUCACUAAUGCAUCGACCUAUUAUACCAAAUCUCUCUUUUUCUGGCACUAUGCUUGAAAAUGUUGAUUCCUUCACUUAUCUCGGAACCGUUUUUGAUUCUAAACUGAGCUGGAGGAACCAUGUUGCAUUUGUUGCCGAACGGGUAAUAAGACGCCUCCCUAUUUUAAAACGACUUGCCGGCACUCUCUGGGGAUGUGCCCGGUCUACCCUUGCUCUGACUUAUCAAAAAUACAUCCUUCCAAUUUUUACUUACUGCUCUGAACCACUCAUCUCUAUGCCUACAUCCCUACUUCAAAAGCUUGAGGUCUUACAAAACCAGGCCCUUAGACUAAUAACAGGUGCUGUAAAAACUACACCUAUAGACGCAAUGACCUUGCUCACAGGCAUUAAACCUUUGGAUGUUGUCUUUAGGGAAAGGGCUGUCUUACUAUACUUUAAACUUACCCAAAUGGAUAAUUUCUGGACUAACUAUCAACUUACUCCUCGUAAUUUAAAAACUCAAAAUGGAUUUAUUCAGACUGUCAAAGAUCAAUUGGUUGGGAUCGAUCUGCCCCAACUAGAAGGUCAGGUGGAACUGGUGAGCCCUCUUGACUACCAAAAAAUUAAUGUCAGGCUCUCUCUUGAACAGGACAUUGUUAAAAGUGAAACAUCUACCGCUGCUCUCCACCUUCUUGCGCUGGAGACAAUGGGAAUCCGUUACCCGGAACCGCUCUGGCUGAGAGUUUUUACAGAUGGCUCUUUCCAUCCGGAUCAACCAAAUGCUGGAGCUGGUAUCUCUUGUAAUCUCUUCUCCUUUGGUGCUCCAGUGGGUGCCAAUAGAUCUGCUUUUGACGGGGAAGUUGUUGCAAUCCGUAUUGCUCUUGAACAGCUUUUUUGUUUUAUUGAGUCUUUUUCAAAUGUGGUUAUCCUUUCAGACUCGAAGGCGGCGCUUUGCUCGAUUGAAUCUAUGCAUUGCCCUUCCAAUUGCGACGUUCUAAAAUGUCAGGAUGCGAUACGCAAACUCCACCAUUUUGGCAAAACUGUAGCCCUACAAUGGAUUCCCGGGCAUUGUGAUAUUGCAGGAAAUGAGAGGGCUGAUGUUUUGGCAAAGAGAGGCACAAGAAUUCUCCAGGCUCUUAGUAGCCCAGUCCCCUUUUCAGCUUUAAAAAGGAUUAUUAGAUCAAAAAUCCAUGGGGAUUUCCACCAACAAUUGUCAGAAAGGGUAAAAACCAAAGUGUGGAGAGAUCUUCGACAGAACACCAUUCCAGACUGGCCGCGCCGCGAAGCGGUGGCUCAGUUUCGACUACAUACCGGACAUGACUGCCUUGCCGCGCACCUGUUUCGUUUAGGGCUGGCACCUGAUCCCUAUUGUUCUCUAUGCAUGAGCCAAGCUGUUUUGGAUGGCAGCCACAUCCUGUGCUGCAGGGCCCUCCGCGGGUCGUCGUCUACCGAGCGAUAUUGGGAAGCAAGAGCGCUCCUAUGGAAAUGA
Molecule: messenger RNA, 1506 nt
Organism: Parasteatoda tepidariorum (common house spider)
Lineage: Eukaryota; Metazoa; Arthropoda; Arachnida; Araneae; Theridiidae
Molecular function (GO): RNA-DNA hybrid ribonuclease activity; nucleic acid binding
Source: RefSeq, a predicted model, not a curated record